AAAAAAAAAAAAAUCCUUAUUCUGAUAUUUUCGACCGGACUCGACUCGACCAGUCCUGCCUUACGGCUCACACUCGUUCUGUUUCUCUAUCUGGGUUACCCUCGUGGGUCUCUUUCCUUCCAAUUCCCUUGGCAAACCCCAACUUCUUCAAUCUAGGGUUUACCUCCCUCUACCGUUUUCAUCUCUAAUCAUGUUGGCGCUCUAAGGCUUGAGGCUUUGGUCGAGAGAGGUACAGAUUAGCGCUUCGCAUUCUCAAGUGUGCCUAAUAGAAAGAAAAUUAUGUAUCACCGGGAUCGGGGAGGAGCCGGCAGCGUUUCAUCGAGAUCGGAGCUUGUAGGAGGACCCGUCGAUCGGAAGCGCAUAAACGAUGCGCUCGACAAGCACCUACAGAAAUCGUCUCCAUCAACUUCGAGGGGCAAGGACAAAGAGAGGUUGUCCGUGCCAUCCACAUCCGCGGGCAAAUCGCAGCUCGAUUCUCGACCAGCUUCUCUAUCCAAGAACAAGUGCUCCGAUGAGGAAUCUGAGACGGAUAGUGAAGAGUCAGAUGUAAGUGGUUCCGAGGGGGAUGACACAUCCUGGAUAUCAUGGUUCUGCAAUCUUCGAGGAAAUGAAUUUUUCUCUGAAGUGGACGAUGAAUACAUUCAAGAUGAUUUUAAUCUUUGUGGGUUGAGCAGUCAAGUUCCGUAUUAUGAUUAUGCACUUGAUCUUAUAUUGGACGUGGAAUCUUCUCACGGUGAUAUGUUCACUGAAGAGCAGAACGAGUUGGUGGAGUCAGCAGCAGAGAUGCUUUAUGGUCUAAUUCACGUGCGUUAUGUUCUCACUAGCAAGGGCAUGGCUGCAAUGCUAGAGAAGUACAAGAACUACGACUUCGGGAGAUGCCCUAGAGUUUACUGCUGCGGGCAGCCCUGCCUUCCAGUUGGCCAAUCCGAUAUUCCUCGUUCAAGUACUGUUAAAAUUUACUGCCCGAAAUGUGAAGACAUUUAUUACCCUCGAUCAAAGUAUCAAGGCAGUAUCCUUUGUUAUUAUUUGACAAUUGUUCUUUUGCUUUUUGUGCUGCGUAUCUUGCUGGAAAAUUGGUUUGCUGUAUUCUCUUAACGUAUGCACAGACCUUGAUGGAGCAUACUUCGGGACAACAUUUCCUCACCUAUUUCUGAUGACGUAUGGACAUUUGAAGCCACAGAAGGCAACACAGAGUUAUGUACCAAGGGUUUUUGGGUUCAAGCUCCACAAGUCCUGAGUUCAGGAAGAGGGCAACCCCCUGAGGUUCACCACUUUCAGCUGUUGAAGUGACCGAGAUUGUUUUUCCCAGCAGGCACCUCGGGCGAGCGGGUUAGUAACUUGCUCAGUGGUGGUGGAACAGAUAAUGGGUUGCCCGAUCAGAAUGGGAGACUUUUGUGCUAUUUGUUUAAUUCAACUUAUCAGCAUUUGUAAUAUUUUAGUGUUUGUAGUUUGUACCAUCUUCUUUUGCUAAAAAUGAUUCUUAUUUAUUACUCUUUGUUUCUGCUUCUGUUUUUGUGGGUUUAUUAUGUUGAUCAGAAGUGAGUUGCAACAUAGGGUUUUCACCUCUCACGGCCUGCCAUUUCUUUUCCAUUCCAUCUGUUUUUCUGAUGUCAAACGGUAAAAAAUAUGCUACUUGUGUUUUAUUUUAUUCAUUUUAUAAUACUUUUGUGUCAUUUGUAUCUAGC
Messenger RNA from Linum tenue, 1685 nucleotides. Lineage: Eukaryota; Viridiplantae; Streptophyta; Magnoliopsida; Malpighiales; Linaceae. The record is from the annotation of a GenBank genome assembly.